CUUUAACCCUCACCAAUUUGGAGGAAAUCCUUACAAGUUGUGUUUGAACUUCUUGGGAAGACAAAAUGCACCUUGCAAGAAGCACAACUACUGCGAGCCGGCGAUGGAAUGUCGACAAGGGGGCUAUCGAAUAUCGGAGAAACCGCAUCGAAGCCGAGUUGCGGACCAGUUUAUUAGUGGUUUCUUUACGUUCAGUUGUUCAACGGCACUUCUCGGUGUAACAUCGCGUUUCUGGAGUUUGGUCCCGGAUUGAUUGGGUGGAGAAAAGAUUAUUUGAAGGACUUUACUAUUUUUUUUUUGUGAUUCUUUGUUAUAACUAUGCACUAAUGCGAGUUAAUCUACCUAGUGAAAGAAUGACCGACGAAAGGACACCGUUGACGCUGGGACCGCCCCCGCCGCUGGACACGGACAGUGGAUCCUCAUACGUUCACCAGCACAAGGGUUACGAAACUUUGCGGGAGCGCCAGGUUAAGACCUUUCAGUGCUGGAUCUGCUCCGCCAUUUUGGGAGCCUUCGUGAUCGGAAUUAUCAUAAGCCUCAGUUACAUAAUUCUGGGCGACGCAAGAAAAGGAGCGGCCAACGUUACGAACACUACCGAGUCGGCGAAUUUCCCGGAUUUGUUUAAUCUGAUUAGCUUUCCGCUUGCCGACGAAUCGAUUCCGACUUGGGACGGACCGGAUGUGAGCGAUGAAGAUGCGGCGGCGGCAAUAUCCGAAGGAGAAAAGGCCUUGGGCGAUAAGGAACUGCUGGAGGAAGCGUUGACGGCUCCCCCGGUCAAUUCUCCGACCUACCGUCAUCAGCGUGCUGUAAGUACCUCAUUGGCCGCGCGUUUGGUGUCCAAGUUGGGCUACGUCGAGAACAAGGCGACCAAGGCGAUCGCCCGAAAGUUCAACAUGAACAAGCGACACCGUCGUUGGAGUAUCGGAAAAGGGUUGGCACUAAAGCUUCCUCGCGUGAACGAGACUCAGGUGUGUGACUUCAACGCGCGAUACAGGACUAACAACGGCACUUGUAACAACCGAAAGCAACCAUAUUCGUACGGAGUGGCGUUGAUUCCCUUCCGUCGUCAGCUGACCCCGGACUACGGUGACGGUGUUUCGAGUCCACGAGAAUCGGUUGAUCGGAAAGCAUUGCCUAGUGCACGGCAAGUUUCAAUAGAGUUGCAUCGCCCCUCGUACCACAAUGAUCCGAACUUCUCGGUAAUGCUCGCUGUUUGGGGUCAAUUCUUGGACCACGACAUCACGUCUACUGCGUUGAAUCAGGGAGUUGGCGGCAAGGCGAUCGAGUGUUGCGAUCCAGGUCAACCUCAACAUCCGGAGUGCUACCCGGUCAUGCUUGGACCGGGUGAUCCUUACUUCCACGAAUAUAACCUGACAUGUAUGAACUUUGUUCGAUCCAUACCGGCAAGUACGGGUCAUUUGGGACCACGUCAGCAGUUGAACCAAGCCACGGCCUAUAUCGAUGGAUCGGUCGUGUACGGGUCGGACGACGCCAAAGUUAAGCGGCUGAGAUCAGGAGUGGAUGGACGCUUGCGUAUGUUAACGACCCCGGACAAUCGAGAACUGCUACCACAAUCUACGGAUCCCAAUGACGGAUGUAACGAAGCGAGCAUGAACGCAGCUGGCAAGUAUUGCUUCGAGUCUGGAGACGAUCGUUCGAAUGAAAAUCUUCAUCUGACAUCGAUGCACUUGAUCUGGGCAAGACACCAUAACAACUUAACCGGGGAGCUAAAGAAGGUCAAUCCGGAGUGGGACGACGAGCGGUUGUUCCAGGAAGCGCGACGAAUCUUGGCUGCCCAGAUGCAGCAUAUAACCUACAGUGAAUUUGUUCCCGUGAUCAUCGGAGCUAACAACAGUGACCAGAUGGGCAUUUCACCUACUCCGGACAGUGAUCGCGACACUUACAACGCUUCGGUAGAUGCCUCUAUCGCCAACAUUUUCGCGGCAGCGGCCUUCCGUUUUGCUCACACGUUGCUUCCGACAUUGAUGAAACAAACACGCGAUCCGACGAGUUCUGCAUCCGGAAUCGAGCUGCACAAAAUGCUGUUCAACCCGUACUCCUUGUACGGGUCAACCGGUCUGGAUGACGCGAUCGGUGGAGCAAUGAGUACCCCGCUGGGCAAGUACGAUCAAUUCUUUACCACCGAGUUGACCGAACGACUGUUUGAAAAGUCCGAAGAUCUGCUGCACGAUCGACCUUGCGGACUGGACUUGGUAUCGUUGAACAUCCAACGUGGACGCGAUCACGGACUGCCCUCGUACCCUCACUGGAGAAAGCACUGUCGAUUGCCCCCGGUUGAUACCUGGACCCAAAUGGCUGACGCCGUCGAUCCAGGAUCGCUCGAACAAAUGAAGAAGAUGUACGCAGAGCCAGAAAAUAUUGACGUGUACUCGGGAGCGCUGAGCGAACCUCCCGUAAAAGGGGGAGUCGUUGGACCGCUAAUUACGUGCCUUCUCGGGGAUCAGUUUGUUCGCUUGAAGCAGGGAGAUUCAUUCUGGUACGAGCGCCGCCGAGGACCGCAGCGAUUCACUAGAGAUCAACUGCAGCAAAUUUACAACACGAAACUGUCCAGCAUAAUCUGCCGCAACUCAGAUGCCAUCACUCAUUCCCCAGUGGAUCUUAUGCGAAAGGUCGACCGAAACCAAAAUCCGGAACGGCCAUGCUCCGAGCUGGACACGUUCGACUUUGGACCGUUCCGUGAGCGGAAGAAGGAUUUGGUAGGGCGGGUUAAGGUGGCCACCGCAAAAGUCGGAGUGCUGGUGAUGCAGACCUCGUCGACGUCCACCGAAGCCAGCGUGGGAACAAGUGCAACGGAACCUUCAACGACAAUGACAACGGGAGCGGCGGCCACGACUACCACUACAGUGGCUUCGGUGCCAUCAACUUGAAGGGCUUCGCGUGGCGAUCGAUAGCUAAGCAUUUUAAAAUGUGGGCCUUUUUUGGCCAAAUGAAAUCGUACCAGUGUGGUUAACAAUUGUGUAGAUUAAUAUUAAACGGUUUUUACAAGCAAAAGUUUCGCCUGGACUUAUUUUGCUGAUUUGCAAUUGUAGCCUAAUUUCAGGCGGAUCGCAACAUCACCCAUAAGUAUGCAAUCAAUUGUGUGGGGUGUAAAUCAUAUGGAAACGUUUCGAUAAGGGUUGUCAUUAUCGAUGGCGGACUCAGUUCCAGCCGAAAGUGUAUUAAUUAUUCACGAGUUAUUCGAUCGUUACAAACAAGCAUUUCCCAUAAGUAGGUGGUAGCCUUGGAGCCGCGACAUCGAUUGGAUUGACUGAUUUAAUAUUUUUUCACGGUCACCACCCGUGGGACAAAUGGCCACGUCUAGCCGAUGCUUGUCUCUUUGUGAUUGAAAGUGAAAAGGUGGAUCAAAUUAGCCCAUAAAUGAUGCUUUUUGAUCGUAUGUGAAUCGGAGGUAGAUUUUGGGUUUUACCACUUUCUUCUAUUUUUUCCAAUUAGAAAUUUUCUUUUAAUUGUUUUGGAAACUAUGUUUCAAUUUUGCAUUUAUCUGUAAGUAGAUAUCAAUAUAAUCCUCAUCUUAAAAGAAUAUUAAAUCAUACCGAAAUAUCCACAUGAGCCACACAUUUUAUGUUGAUUUUUAAACCAGCGAAAUAUGGCAGAAUCAUAGAAUUGAUUCUGUCACAUUUUCUUGCAAUCAAAACUGGGUAAUUCUCCGCCAACUCAAACGAAAUCGGAAAAAAGUUGGCUUGGAUUUGCGUGAAACUUUAAAUUUAAAUUAAAAACCCACGUAUUUUAUAAAUUACUAAAAUAGUUUCAAAAACACUAAAAUUUGUCGGUUCACAAAAAAAUCGUUACUUAAUUGUAUUUUUUUAGAACAAUAACACCUAAACUCCCAAGCUCUAGAAAAAGGGUGAAUUUAUAUAAAAAUUCCCCCUUUUUUCGAGGUUGGAGUUAAGGUGUUAAUGUACCUCGGCCCAUUUUUUUUAAAUUCUAAAAUUUAAUCACAAAAAUAUGUAAGUUGCUGUUUCUUAGAGGUUCCCAGUCUUUUCGAAUCUGUAAUCGAAAUAUCUUUUUUAAAUUGUUCCAAAUUUCCCAUUUCCUAUUA
Culex pipiens pallens (northern house mosquito) is the source of this 4060-nucleotide messenger RNA. RefSeq names its product myeloperoxidase-like. The transcript is spliced from 6 exons. Gene Ontology annotation, molecular function: heme binding; peroxidase activity. Lineage: Eukaryota; Metazoa; Arthropoda; Insecta; Diptera; Culicidae. The record is from RefSeq and is a predicted model, not a curated record. The coding region runs from base 327 to 2888 and encodes 853 amino acids. Gene Ontology annotation, biological process: response to oxidative stress.